Molecule: messenger RNA, 465 nt
Organism: Dentiscutata erythropus
Lineage: Eukaryota; Fungi; Glomeromycota; Glomeromycetes; Diversisporales; Gigasporaceae
Source: the annotation of a GenBank genome assembly
AUUCAUUAUCUUUUUGAGAAACAAAUAUAUUGGAUCCCUAAUUUAAUGAAACUCAAACGGCUUCCAAAUUGUAAGUUUUUUGGGUUUGGAACUAAUCCAAAUAAUAUUAAAUCUUGGAAUUUAGAAGAAUUUUUCAAGCAAGGUGGCUUUGUAACAGCUACAGCACCACUCUUUGCCAGAGGUGAAAAUGUUAUAUUUCGUAUUCUUACUGUGAUGAAUCAUCAAAAACAACUUUAUAAGGACGCGUUCUGGGAAUUCUUAUUAAGCAAAAAUACGACAGAUUCGCCUCCAUCAUUCCUCUUAAGCUUACAUAGAACUAUGAUGAGAGUUCAUUCACAACAAUGGAAGAAAUAUCGACAUUUUAUUGUACUUUAUGAUGAAAGCGAGGAUCUAAAUCAAGAUCUUCCAAUUGAAGGAGUUGAACUAAUGACGCUCAAAGAAUUUGAGAAAGAUUUUGGUCUUUAA